Zychaea mexicana is the source of this 984-nucleotide messenger RNA. RefSeq names its product PUL domain-containing protein. The coding region runs from base 114 to 863 and encodes 249 amino acids. The transcript is spliced from 4 exons. Lineage: Eukaryota; Fungi; Mucoromycota; Mucoromycetes; Mucorales; Lichtheimiaceae. The record is from RefSeq and is a predicted model, not a curated record.
CUGGAAUCCUUUUUGGAUCAGGAUGCGAUCAAACUGGACGACAAGGAACGGAGUAUAUUUGAUCAAAGCAAAAAGGCAGUAUUGGAUCCUAAAGUUACACUAGACAUGGCUGGAUGGAGCUCCUUGAUAGAUUAAAAUGGAACUGGCAUAUGCUAUUAGAUAAGCUGCUCGAAAACCUGCCUCUCGAUCACCAAUUCCCGCUUCUUGAUGUCUUCAGAACGUUGCUCGUUAUCAAAACUGCAGCCGAGUAUUACAUGAAUGAUUGUACGCAGCUUAUUCGCAUAAUCGAAAACGGAUACAAGCAAGAGAAUGUCCCAAAGGCAACACUACUAAUGACUUUGCGAGUGGCGUGCAACUUGUUUGCUCACAGCAUUCUCGUUACAACCUACUUCACAUCAACACUGCCUGCAGCAACAGAAUCGAGGGCGUCUCUCACGCAACUGUUAGUGAGCAGUUUGUUAUCAGCCGAUAGUCAAGUACGACAAACGGCGGCAUCCUUGGCGUUCAACUGCUCAACGUCUGUGGCCGAUGAACGAUUGAAAAAGGAAAAGGAGGACGGGUAUUUGGAAGGCAUGGCUGAACAAGAAGACGAUGAUUGGCAAAUCGAAAUCGUGAGUGCCAUCAUGGAUGAUUUAUCCAAAGAAACCGAUGAAGAGGUGAUCCAUCGAUUGCUAGCCGCUAUUGCCAAAUUUUUGUUUUUGGCACCUACACAGUCAUCAUCCGUGGCGGAUCUGCUAUCUGCUUUGGAGAUCAAAACCACCCUGGAUAACAUGAAGACUGACAACGUCAUUAAAUCUUCGAAGGUCUCUACUUUGGCUCGGGAAGUGUUGUUGCUUGUUGAUAGUAGCACUUGUUCGGCGUGAGCAUGUUCCCUUUGAUAGAAUUUUUUCCUCCUCCCUUUAACAUACCUUUUCCCUUCCUCUCUAUACAUACAGUCAUAAUUGACUUUCUGGAAAUCUUCCAUUUUUUUUUUUAAUUAAAGCG